Molecule: messenger RNA, 1647 nt
Organism: Symbiodinium sp. CCMP2592
Lineage: Eukaryota; Dinophyceae; Suessiales; Symbiodiniaceae
Source: the annotation of a GenBank genome assembly
AUGAUGACGUGCAGUCUGGCAGUGCUGCUGCUCACGGCCGCCGCUCGCUUGGUGAUGAGCGAGACAGCAGACCGCGGGCAAGUGACCGAUGAGGACCUCCGAAAGUUGUUUGGGGUGAUCGACGAAGACAAGGAUGGCAAAGUGACCCUGGGAGAGCUGAAGAGCUUCAACACCCAGACGGCCAGGCGCCACGCGGAGAAGUUCUUCACCUUGCCUGCGUGGAUGGACGAGGAUGAGGACGGAAAGCUGAGCUUCGAGGAGGUGAAGGAAGCCAAUCACAAAAUUGGCAUGAGCACACACAACAUCGAUCCCGAGGGGAUCAAGAAGGAGCACAAAAAGGAGGAGGUGAAGUUUCAAGAAGUCGAUGCGGACAAGGACGGCGUCUUGUCGCAAUCUGAGCUGGUCCUCUUCUUCCACCCGAAUUUGGACACGAAGGCAUCUGCGGUUGAGGCUGCACACCUGAUGGACACCUUGGAUAAGGAUGAAGAUGGCGUUCUGUCCGAGAGUGAGUUCCAGGCCAAAAGUGGGCCUGUGGACUUUCAGAGGGUGGACACGGACGGUGACGGAAAGAUCCAGCUGGCGGAGCUAGAGCAGAUGUCCUCUGGAGCCUUGGACUUCGCGGAGAGCAUGCGCCGCAUGACGGAUAUUGCAGACCAAAAUGGUGACGGCUCAGUGACGCUGGAGGAACUCCUCGCCGCCCGCGAGGCUCUCGCCAAGAAGGGUUCGUGGAUGCCCGGUCUGAUUUUGAAGUCCUGCCUGAGACGCCGACAUAGCGAUGCCUGCCAGAACCUGGUGGCCAGCGUUGCGGAGAUGGACGACAUGUAUUUGGCAGCCCUCUGCCGGGCCCGUCUUGGUCACGACUGCGACAAGCUGCUGUCUGCACUGGGGCCCAGACCCUGGGGCCUGCAGGACCAGGUUUCUGCGUGCGAGCAGAACAAGGGCAUCCUGGACGAUCGGCACCUCUUCGGGUCGACGACGUCUGCACCUUUGGAUGAGACCACGCAGCCGAAGAAGUCGAAGCAGCAGUUGAUCAUCGAAGCCCUCGAAGAAGGCAAUCCUGGUCACGACUCGGAAGGCGCCGCCCCAGCCGCCCCCGCCGCCCCUGCCGCUCCCUCCGCGGCUCGCGUCAUUGGGCCGGCACUGCGUCCCGAGCUGCCUGGGGUGGACAUUGUGGCGACUGGCAAUUCGGACACCCACUACGACCCGGAAGCGGGUCAAUGGGUAAUCACCGGGAAGGCGCCGUCCACGUCUGCACCGGCAGAGGUGGAGGAGCCGACCACGCUGCCGCCGGAAAUUAUGUCGAAUGCUGGUCAAGACUCCCACUACGACGCGGAAGCGGGUGCCUGGGUAUUCUCGGCGAAGGUGGCGACGACGCUGCCGCCGGCGUCGUCCACGCACACUCCGCCACCGCCGGUGCCGCACAUCCCCGACGUAGUCGGCGGCCUCGUCGGCGCUGCGCUCCACCACUUGGGACACAUCAAGAUCCCGCCUCCGCAGCAGCAGGGUGGAUCGGAAUCGGACCUUUCCCAUUUCGUUGCGGCAAACGCAGCAGGUCCGGCAGCCAGCCCGGUCGCCAGCUCUGAACCGAGCUCCGAACCGAGCCCUCACCGUACAGGUCGUGAGAGAAGCCGUAGCCGAGAUUCCUGA